AUGAUUACCAUGAAGGUUAAUGGAAAUGAGUUGUUUUCAUGUACAUCAUUUGGAGACUUCGGAUUUUUAGCUGGUCCUACUUCCCUAUUGAAAAGUCUUGUUUAUGACAACCAACAAGAUAGUAAAGAUGAACUUGAUAAUUUUUUACAAAUGAUAUCUGAUAGAUAUGAAGAUCAAUCAAUUGAAAAUAAAUUAAAAAAGGAUAUUGAUUUAUUAUUCAUCAAAGAUUAA
Molecule: messenger RNA, 231 nt
Organism: Cavenderia fasciculata
Lineage: Eukaryota; Evosea; Eumycetozoa; Acytosteliales; Cavenderiaceae
Exons: 2
Coding region: 1-231 (76 amino acids)
Source: RefSeq, a predicted model, not a curated record